Sabethes cyaneus is the source of this 769-nucleotide messenger RNA. RefSeq lists its product as uncharacterized. The record is from RefSeq and is a predicted model, not a curated record. Bases 64 to 714 code for a protein of 216 amino acids. Lineage: Eukaryota; Metazoa; Arthropoda; Insecta; Diptera; Culicidae. The transcript has 2 exons.
UAUAAAUAAAUGUAUAUUUAAAUUUUGAUUAUUAUUACAAAAUAAAUAGUAAUAAGCAAAGUAAUGUCAAGUUCAGAAACUGAUACAGAAACCAAGCAAAGAAUUGCAGAAGCAGUGCUAUACGAAAACGCUUUUAUUUCCAAUGAUAGAAGCAAAUCUGGGAUAGACACAUCUUCCGGUCCUGAAAAGUUGGAGCUUCUGAAGUCAAAUCGAUAUUUAUUAGCUCAGGACGACUCUCCAUUCCAAAGUAGCUUGGUUAUCAACGAGUCAAUGAAAACAUUUUUCUGCAAGAAGAUGUCUCUGGUUGUCGAGCAACAAAUUUGUUUCGCUGACUUAAAAAGACGUGAGAUAUCAAGCCCAUACUCUGCAAAAUCAAGAGGUGUUAAAUUACUGAAGAAUAGCGAGACUUUUUUGAACAUUUCAAACAGUAAUACUCUCGAAAACAAAGGUGAAAAUAGAAGGCGCGUAAGAAUUACAAAUGAUAUCGACCACAGCGCAAAAGGAGACACGGUAGCUGUUGAUGCCAGUUACUUACUGAAUACUAAGACUGAUUUUACGACGAACCGCCGUAGUUCAGUUGUAUUUGAAUAUAAGAAGGAGCAGUCGAACUUUGUUCUGCAAUACCCUCAGAAUGAGUUUACUGUAAAUAGACGGAAAAAUCAAUGGGAUGAGUCAAAAAUAUGCCAUUUUCGACGGAAAAGACCUCACUGUUAAUAUCUUCUUGUUUGAUUGUGUAUCAUUUGUCAAAAAAAUAAAUUAAUGUUAAUCA